Messenger RNA from Botrytis cinerea B05.10, 2205 nucleotides. RefSeq lists its product as hypothetical. The record is from RefSeq and is a predicted model, not a curated record. Gene Ontology annotation, molecular function: oxidoreductase activity, acting on CH-OH group of donors; flavin adenine dinucleotide binding. The transcript has 4 exons. The coding region runs from base 200 to 1918 and encodes 572 amino acids. Lineage: Eukaryota; Fungi; Ascomycota; Leotiomycetes; Helotiales; Sclerotiniaceae.
GGCGGGCUUGGCGCCCAGAGUCCUGGUCGAUAGCGAAAUUUGGUAGUGCUGUGUGAAGUCAUGCAGUCGUUAGUAACUAUAGUUUGGUGUAAAUAUGUGUGAUGUCAAUCUAUAUAAGUAUAAGGCUAAAUCACUCCCUCUUUUCCUUGUGUCUUCAUUGAGCUAUCUUUAAAUCGAAAACGAGAAGUCAAAAGUCAGAAUGAAGGUCUCAUAUCAAUUUUCUCUGGUUGUUGGGUUGGUGACUGGUGUUUGGGGACAGGCGGAUAAUGCUUGGAUUCAGGAGCAAUGGGAUGCUAUUAUUGUGGGAUCUGGACCUGCAGGAAUUGUUGUUGCAUCACGACUUUCCGAAGCAGGCCUCAAGACUCUGUUACUUGAAGGAGGUAAUCAAUCUUAUGGAGUUACGGGCGGAGACUUAGAUGCGAGAAGGCCGGAAUGGCUUAGUGGUACAAACCUCUCACGAGUCGAUGUACCUGGACUUUAUAAAUCCAUUUUUGCAGAUGGAGGAGGUCUCGUGUGCGGAGCAGAAGUAAAUGCCUAUGGAGGAUGUACUAUUGGAGGAAGUUCAGCUAUCAAUGCUGGAUUGUUCUUUGAGCCUCCAGCUUCUGACUGGGAUUUAUAUUUCCCUGCUGAAUGGAACUCGACAAACAUGGAUGCUUCCAUUCAACGCCUGUACGAUACUCAAACCUCGACUAACCUUACUUCACAAGAUGGCAUUCGUUCUCUUCAAACUGGAUAUGAUGCUGCGAGAAAAUGGUUGGUCGAUGGAUUGGGCUACAAAGAUGUUGAUAUCAAUGCUCAAGCCGACGAUAAAACUGACGUGUUCGGCUACCCAAUAUUCGAUUACAACAAUGGUCAAAGAGGAGGCCCCGUUACUACAUAUCUUCAAUCAGCCCUUCAACGCAGUAACUUCCGUCUCCAAAGCGGAGUCCGUGUAGUAAGAGUAGAACGGGAUGGAGAUACUGCUACUGGAGUCACAGCCUUAAUCAACGGCGUCGAAACUAUCAUCUCAACUACACCAACCGGAAGAGUAGUUUUAUCAGCCGGUGCCAUUCAAAGUCCCUCUCUCCUCAUGUACUCCGGAAUCGGCGAUGCCGAAACCCUCUCCAAACUCUCUGCUGCAGGGAAACUCUCCCCAAACCUCACGAGUGCCGAAUGGAUAAACAAUACGGCAAUCGGAGCCGGCCUUUUCGACAACCCAAAUACCUUCAUCGAACUCCAAGGUGAUUCCAUCGAAUCAUACACUUACUCCUACGACUCGCCUCCAGCUGACGAUAAAGCUCUCUAUCUCGAUUCCCGCAGCGGUCCCUACUCAUUCGCAUCCGAAACCUCCGUUUUCUGGACCACGAUUGCGCACGCCGACGGCUCCAUCGCAGGUCUCCAAGGAACCAUCGAUUCAUCCGGCUACUCCGACUUCACCACCAACAACACCAUCACCCUCAACGUCUACGGAACCUCAGGUCUUCUCUCAUCAGGCAAAGUCAUCUUGGACGAUAACUUCAUCCCCGGCCCCAGCGACGAUGUCUACUACUCCAAUCCCCGCGAUGCCAAGGACAUCGCCUCAUUUAUCCACACCAUCUUUUCCGCCCUCCCAAACUCCGGUCUCACAUCCAUGAACAUCCCACAGAACGCUACGGAAUCCGAAAUCGAGACAUACAUCACCACAGCCUCGGCAUACGCACGCGGAAUGGUUAAUCACUGGUCGUCGAGUUGUCGAUUGGGAAGCUGUGUGGAUGUGGACACGACGGUGAUCGGUAUGCAAAAUGUCCACGUGGUUGACGCGAGUAUCUUGGCGCCGGUGACGACGAAUCCGCAGUUUGCGGUUAUGGCGGCGGGAGAACGCGCCAGUGAGUUGAUUCUUGGGGUUGCGGGGUUGGAGUGCAGUUUCUGUGCGAGCGAUGACGAGUGUGAGCGGGAGUGAAGAGUUAGGUUAUGGAAGUGAUGGGAAGGGAGUGGAGAAAUAGGUCUAGUCACACGGGGACUAUGGACGAGGAAAAAUAUUAGGGAUAAAUGGAUGGAAAGGCGUUUUGGAAUUGAAAUCUAAUGAUGGCUGGAUUUAUAUACUACAUUCCUAUAAUGGAAUAUCUAUCGGGAGGUGUUGUGUAAUCUAUCUUAUCUAGUACAGGUAUGUGAUUGAGUGUGUCGGAUACAGACAUUCAGUAUAAUAUAAUAUCAAAUAUCAAAAUGCAAAUAUCAAAAGUCGACGCA